AUGAUGCUUGAAUUGGCACAGUAUCUUGAAUGUUGGCUGUGGCCAAACUUCGAUGAAAAAAGCAGUCGUGCCCACAUUAUAUCCAUUUGUGUCAUGGUCAAUGAGAAAGCUCGUGAAAGAGUACCCAUUUGGCAGGAUCUGGACCCUCUUCUCGCCCAUUACUUGCAUAGGAGUUUGCUACUUCUGAUCGAUUUAUCCAGCAUGUUGAUGACUCGCCGAUUCCUUAUGAUCUUAAUGGACGAUCGUCAUACAGUGAUACGCUGUCAGAAUUGCGUCCUCUACAAAGCAGAAGGGAAAAAAGAGGGUUGCUUGUUCUCUGAACUUGUUGACAUUUUGACCUUUUAUGCUCAGUUUCAAGUGGAUUCAACUACGGGGGAAGCAGUGGAUGCAAUUGAAUUAGAUCGAAGGCAUAAUUCAUAG
Messenger RNA from Echinococcus granulosus, 420 nucleotides. RefSeq names its product Intron-binding protein aquarius. The coding region runs from base 1 to 420 and encodes 139 amino acids. The record is from RefSeq and is a predicted model, not a curated record. NCBI's taxonomy places the organism in Eukaryota, Metazoa, Platyhelminthes, Cestoda, Cyclophyllidea, Taeniidae. The transcript is spliced from 3 exons.